This is a messenger RNA of Hemibagrus wyckioides, 1789 nucleotides long. RefSeq names its product hairy/enhancer-of-split related with YRPW motif protein 1-like. Gene Ontology annotation, cellular component: nucleus. Gene Ontology annotation, biological process: regulation of neurogenesis; anterior/posterior pattern specification; regulation of transcription by RNA polymerase II. NCBI's taxonomy places the organism in Eukaryota, Metazoa, Chordata, Actinopteri, Siluriformes, Bagridae. The coding region runs from base 292 to 780 and encodes 162 amino acids. The record is from RefSeq and is a predicted model, not a curated record. The transcript has 2 exons. Gene Ontology annotation, molecular function: RNA polymerase II cis-regulatory region sequence-specific DNA binding; protein dimerization activity; DNA-binding transcription factor activity, RNA polymerase II-specific.
AUUGAUUAUUAUAUUGGAUCAUCAUGAUCCAGGCUUAAACAAUGACUUUCGGAUGUUUAGCUGAAGAUCUGUGUUUUCCUUGUUUCUAAAUCCUUGAGUAUAUUCACAAUUUUAUACUAACAAAUACACAGGACAGGACAUUUGCUGAAUUUGUUGAAGUAGGUGUGGUUCCACACGUGUGAGCAGUAAUGAUGAGCGUGUGCUCUGUCACUGACACUGAUCCCAACACCAGGCAGCAGAUCUGCUCUCUUUACAGGGUCACCACUUUCCCAGAUUCACUCAGUGUUCUCUAUGGGUCCAUCUCCAUCACCCCACCCCUCCACCUGCUCCUCUGAGACAUGGAUAUUGUCCUCUGCUAGAAGAACACUGAGCAUGUGGCAGCCCUACAUUCCUCAUUGUGUGUCCAAGCUCUCCCAUUGGCUCCAAACUGUGAGAACCUCCAACAAGCCCAAGACCCACACAUUCAUAUGGAGAUUUGGGAGUAUAAAUAGAGGAGCUGCAGCCAGUACAAAUCAGACCCACUCUACACAGAGAGAUCUACAGCACAGAGACACAGCCAUGGCACCAACCAUCACUUCAGCACUGAACAUCUCAAACGAGCACCUACCUCUGAACAACAAGCUGAGGAAGCCGAUGGUGGAGAAGAUGCGCAGAGAUCGUAUCAACAGCAGCACUGAGCAGCUGAAGUCUCUCCUGGCUCCAGAGUUCCUCAACCAGCAGCCUGACUCCAAACUGGAGAAAGCAGAUAUCCUGGAGAUGACAGUCAGCUUCCUGAGAUGAAAGCAGCAGCAGCAGUCUGCAUUCUCCUCCAGCUCAGCGGCUGUCGAUCAAGGCUUCUCCAGAUGUGUACAUGAGGAUUUUCACUUCCUGUCCAAAGAAGAGGUGAAGACACAGAGUCAGAGAAAACUGCUGAACCACUUCCAGAAUCUGCAGCCAUCUUCAGACGAGAACAGGAGGGAAAGUGUUGUGGUUCAGCUGAGCUCUACAGAGCAGCAGAUCAUCAGCAAAGAGAAGAGUUCAGUUAAGAGCUCCCUCUGGAGGCCCUGGUGAAGAGGAGAUCAAGACUCAAAGCUGGAAACACAAGUCUAUGUGGACUUUAUAGUUCUAUUUCAAGUUCUAUCUGGACUUGGAUUAUAAAUGAACUGUUAAAACUUAACAUCUUAUUAUUGUCUUAUGGCAAUAGACCUAUUCCUUUCUACUCUGAGAAAGAUUUUUAAUUGAAGAUGCUGUUAGAACCCAGUUAAGAUCUGCAAUCUUGCAGAUUAUGCCUUUUUAUGUUUUUAUUUCAUUUUAUAUUGUUAAAACUUAACAUCUUAUUAUUGUCUUAUGGCAAUAGACUGAUACCUUUCUACUUCAAGAAAGACUCUGGCCCUGGUAAAAACUAGAGGCCUAGACUCUGUAAAAUUAAUGGUAGAAGUUAAACAUUAUCCUCUUAUAGGGGAAAUUUUAACUGAAAAAUACUCUGAGUUAAAUGUGUUUAACUUGAAAAAGUUUUUUGUUUACCUGUAAACAAGAAAUUGUUCUACAAUUAUUUUGUCUGUAUCAGAUGUUUUAUGCAUCCUCUGUGUGGAUGAUUUUAUUAAUCAUUGGUCACAAUUCAUACUGAAUAUUUGAACAUUUGAUUCGAGCUUUCGAUUCAUCAGGAUUUUCUCAUAUUGAGAAAUAUUUGAUCAAUUUAUUUGUUUUUUAUAAAUAUAUAAAUUUGUCUUUUGUAAAGACCUCUUUAAGAUGCUCUGUCCCCCAUGCAAUUGUUGUGAUAUAUUAUCACAAAGCACAGAAAUACGAAGAA